UUAUGAGCGCAAGAACUCCCAUACCAACAUUCAUUCUGAAAACCUAUCAAAUGCUUGAAGUAAAGCUUAUUAAAUAGUUUUAAGGAACAAAAACAUGCUCACAUUGUCAGUUGGACUGCUUAGGGCACAGCCUUUAUUGUAUAUAAUCAGUAGAAAUUGGAGAAGGAGCUUUUAUAAAAUUUCUUUAAGCACAGCAAUUAUUCAAGUUUUGUCAGGUACUAUCUUAUUUAAGGGUAUUUUAGACAGUUAAACUUAUAUAAUUUCAAGAAAGUUCGAUCAAAUGACGGAUAAAUUUUUAAACACAAAUGCUUUAGAAAAGGAAUGAAGUAUAUUCUUUUUUCUUAACUUUAUUAGAUCUAUGUUAUAAUUUAUUAAGAGGAGAAAUCAAGAAGAUCUUGUUACUCCCGCUAUCUAGGAAGAACCAAGUAUUUAAUUUUUCGUUAUUUGAUAGCAAUUUAAAUUAAGGAAGAAUAGAACUUAUUUAAGGAAUGUGCCAUAGACAUCAAGGAGACAAAUAAUAAGUUGAAAGAAGAUAUGAAACUCCUAUAAGAAACAUCUUCCUAUCUAAUUGACCAGAUGCAGAACUUAAAUCACGUAAGAAAUCAUGACUAUUAUCAGUUUGUCUACAAUUAAAGUGUUGACAUUGAAGUCAAAUUUAAAUAAGUAGGCCAAAUGCUGCAUGCCAUAAACGAAGAAUUAAGAUAAGAAAGUAUCAUUAUUUCAAAUAUUUAGAUAAAAGUGAUACAUAAACUAACAAGUUUUUGGGCGAAUUCAAAUAAAUCAAGGAGGACGAUUUUCAAGAAUCUAAAGUCGGAUCUCCUAAUCCCUAUGUGGAUUAUAACAGUACAGCACUUAAUCCAUUGGAUUAUGAGUGUUUCAUAGACUCCUUUUUAUGA
Messenger RNA from Paramecium octaurelia, 896 nucleotides. The record is from the annotation of a GenBank genome assembly. NCBI's taxonomy places the organism in Eukaryota, Ciliophora, Oligohymenophorea, Peniculida, Parameciidae.